GGCAUCACAGCAGUGCGCGACAUCAAUCAAUUUUUAGUAGAUCUGUGGAGAAACCAGCAGAUGUGUGACCUCGUUCUGAAAGUCGGACGAUAUGAACUUUUGGCGCACAAACUUGCAUUGGCUGCUCAUAGUCCCCAAUUUGCUCAGCAGUGUAUUGUUGAAGCACCUACUGGUCCUUGUGAAAUUUGUCUUUCGGACACAACAGUCGAAGCCACACAAGAAGUUCUCAAAUACAUAUACACGAAGUCUAUCACCAUCACCGACGUAAAUGUGGAUCCAGUGUUAUCUUGCGUGCGUCAGAUUGGAGUCAAGGGCGCACUGGACAAAUGCCGACUGCUAGAAGACGAUAAUUUGAAUAUCGAACGGGAAUUAGACAUUUAUUUCAUAGCUACCAAUUGGCUAGAUUAUAAUAGACAGGAACGAAUUAAACACACUAAAGCUAUCUUAAAUACAGUUAGAUUUGCGCUGAUAGUACCUGACGACAUAGUGCAAUACGUGGAACCCAAUAUAAAGCACUAUUCGGAAGAAUGUGGAAUAAUGCUAACUAACGUCUUCAGUCAAGCAUGUCGUAUGGUAGAAGAAUACAAGUCAUCAACAAACAGUUGGCACCUGUUAACCAAACUUCCAGAUACUAGACAUCACCAUGGUGUUGCUACUUUAGAUGGGUUCUUUUACUUAGUAGGUGGAUAUACAGUGGACGAAGGUGGCUCAUCGGGUCCUACUAACUCAUGCUAUCGUUAUAGCUACACGGAAAAUUAUUGGUCAAGAACAUGCGACAUGGAACAUGCUAGGGCAUACCAUGGUGUAGCUGUUUUAGGGGGUGUAUUGUAUGCCUUGGGAGGUCAGGACGUUUCGGGAAGGGAUCUUGAUAGUUUAGAAUUCUACAAUCCAGAUACUGAUGCUUGGGCAGAAGCAACACCACUUACAGAAUGUAAGCGGGGUGUCGCCACUAUUGGAUACCAGGGACUUCUAUACUGUAUUGGAGGUUUCAAUGUUGCCAAAGAUAAAAAGUCGGUUUUAGCAACAGUAGAGUGUUUUGAUCCUCUGCAAAAUGUGUAA
Molecule: messenger RNA, 1059 nt
Organism: Patella vulgata (common limpet)
Lineage: Eukaryota; Metazoa; Mollusca; Gastropoda; Patellidae
Product: kelch-like protein 20
Exons: 6
Molecular function (GO): protein binding
Source: RefSeq, a predicted model, not a curated record